AGGCUGUCGAAUCUCGAGUAGCCGGCUUGUCCCAGUGGCAGACGCCGUCCGAUCUCGCGAGCUUUCGGAGAUUUUUCGUGCUCUCUUAAAGGGUCUUAAAGAGCGGCGAGGCGUUUUACAUACGCGUUUGAUCGGAAACGAAUAUAUAUAUAUUCAUCCGCGGAGGAAGGAAGAGCAGACGCAGUUUAGUUUUGCUCAUAUGCCGACGACGAUAGGUCGAUGUCUCCUCGUCUCUUGUUUCGCGCUGAUGUUCGCCGUAUGUCUGGCCAAAGAUGCGCACAUCGUGGGCAGAUGGGCGGACAAUUUGGGCAUCGAAUUGUGGGAACUCGCAAACGAAAUUGCUCGACCCGAGGAAUUGCUGGAAAAAUACAAGAGCAUGAACACGCGAGUCGAGGACAAGUCCGGAGAAGAAUUGGUCAGCAUAAUCAGCGAGAAUGUGGGUAGGAUGCUGCGCCGAAAGAUGGACGCAAUCACCUGUAUUCGAAUAGCGGCCGAAGCAGUGGCGGAGAACUGGGACAAUACGUCUCUCGCGGACGGAAAUUUCUCCUAUGUUUCCGGCAAGUGCAGCCCUGUCAACGGUAAUUCAAUCGAGGACAGCCAGUGCGUGAAGCUGAAGAACGACAGCGCGUACAGAGAGAUGGAACUGAACGCGGACUCGCAUUUUUACAAUAUUCCGGUGAAUACGAGCUACUCGUCGGUACACAUACCAACCAACGUAUUCGAUUUCAUGGACGAUAUCAAGGAGGACAUCGCGAAGACCGAGCUGUUGGACGAAACGUUUCGUCAGAAUUACGAAUCCGAUCCGGCAUUAUCGUGGCAGUAUUUCGGUUCGGUCACCGGUGUGCUCAGACAAUAUCCCGCCAUGCAAUGGCGAACGGGCGUCGAGGAUAAUGACGACAAUCCAGAUCUCUAUGACUGCAGGGUGCGCAGUUGGUUCAUCGAAGCGACCACAUGCAGCAAGGACAUGGUUAUCCUGAUGGACAUCAGCGGCAGCAUGACUGGCAUGGGAAAGACGAUCGCGAAGGCAACUGUGAGUUCGAUCCUGGACACACUAUCGAACAACGACUUCGUCACCCUGCUAAAGUAUUCUAACGAGACGUCCGAGUUGGUGCCGUGCUUCAAGGACAUGCUAAUCCAGGCCACUCCAGAGAAUAUCGACACGUUCAAAAAAUCCAUGGAAAAUAUCAAGAUGGAGGGUGUCGCCAACACUACGACGGCUCUCCUUGAGGCGUUGCGCCUGCUUAAGAUUUAUCGGGAGUUCCGCGGCUGCGACCUUGACACACCGUGCAAUCAGCUGGUCAUGCUCGUCACAGACGGCAUUCCUGAAAAUCUGACACAGGUGUUGGAGAAAUGGAAUCGGGAAGAGAAUGGUACGCACAUACCGGUUCGAGUGUUUCCGUUGCUCUUGGGGAUGGAGGUGAUCAACGUGCGGGAAACCGAGCGGAUGGCGUGCUUGAACCGCGGCUCCCACAGGCUCGUGCAUACGCAGGAGGAAGUGCGCGAGCAAGUGCUCAAGUACAUCCCGGUUGUCGCGCGUCCUCUGGUACUUCAGGGCGUGGUACAUCCGAAUGUGUGGACGCACACUUACGCCGAUAUCACGAAUCCUGCACUUGCCGCUUGGCUAUGGCGAGUGAUGGAACACAAGGAACAAAAGUCGCGCCUGCAAAAACACUUGACGGGAAAACGGCUGGGCGUGAGAAUAAACGAGGAUGCAAUCUACAUACAAAAGCUGGGCAAAGUCGACAGCAUCGACACGGAUCCGUCCACCCUGGACACAAUCGCCUGGCAGGAAUACAGAAUGCUGACUUCCGUGGGCACGCCCGUGUUCGAUCAUAGAAGCAGCCGCGACAACAAGACACGCGUGACGGAGGACAAGUUGCUCGGGGUGGCCGGGACGGAUGUGCCGAUCGACGAUAUCCGCAAGCUCACGUUGCCGUACAAGCUCGGCGUCAACGGCUACGCCUUCAUCGUGUCAAAUAACGGCUACGUCGUACUACAUCCGGAUCUACGGCCGGUGGCCAGAGGCCAGCUUAAAUUGAACUAUAAUAGUAUUGACCUUACGGAAGUGGAAAUACUCGACGAUGGACGCGGACCGAGGAAUCCGGGUCCUGAAAUAUUGGAGCUGAGAUCAGCGUUGGUUGAUCACGAGCGUGGUAGCAUGAAAGGAGUCCCCGUGAAGUUACACUACGAUGACAACCGUCGUGUUACCUUCGAGAGACGCAAUUACUUUUACGCGCCCUUGCCUGGGACACCAUUUAGCCUCGCAGUUGCCAUACCCAACUACGGAACCACUUGGAUCAAGGUCGGUGAUGAGAUCCGCCGGAAUCAGAAUAUGAAUAUCAAUGUGUCGGACUAUUUUGUGGGCGAUCGCUGGCGAGUGCAUUCGAGCUGGGUCUAUUGUCGCUAUCACUAUCCGAAGAAUCACCGGUUCGAUCGUCCGGAGGACGAGCUACGCCACUUCCUGGCGCUGAUGAGUCGACCCGGUUGGCGGUGGUCCGAGCAGUACGAGGCUUAUCUAUCCGCGGAUGAGGACGUUGAUCAGGAGCCCGAUUGCGGGAGGCGAACGCUCAAGUACGACGAUUACUACUGCAACAAAGAACUCAUGCAGUUGUUGGUGUUCGACGCCAAAGCGACGAACAACAGCUUCUAUGACGGCUACAUGGAAAACUUACCGCGUACGGCCCGGAAUCUGGCGCAGCUCUAUGGCAUCUUCAUUAGAUUCAUCGCGACGCAAAGCGGUUUGACCAGGUGGCAUCAUUUUAAUGCCAGCCAUCUUACAGAGACGGAGAAGAACGUCUUCGGCAAUAUUCAUGGACGAGCGGUGAAUGAACCUUGGUACAAAGGCGCGAUCUUUCAGAACGAGAUAGACCCCAACAGUAUUUCUUUAUCCGUAUCCUGGGAAUCGGACGCGGAUGCAGUGGUGACGGUGUCGAUGAGCCUUUCGCCUAAGGAUGGUGGUAAGAAGGCGCCGGCGGGUGUACUGGGUUUUCAGAUGCCGGUGAUAAAUCUAUAUGAACGAUUCAUCGAGCUUACUUCCAUAACAACGAACCCCUACAUGAAUUGCGCCAAUGAUUGGAUCGAUUGCUACCUGCUGGACCAAAACGGCUACGUGAUUAUUUCGGAGGAGCAGAACGACACCGGGAAAUUUAUGGGCACUAUUAUAGAGGAAGGCGCUACUAUGAGAUCCAUGGUAGGGCAGGGUCUCUAUAAACCGUUCGACAUCUAUGACUAUCAAGCUUGGUGCCACGAGGGUCGAAUGAGCAACUCUGCCAACAGCAUGAUGGAACCUCUGCGACACGUUGGUAGGAUGUUAAUCUGGUUUCUGUUGCGGUUGAUAUGGUUCGCGACCCAAUUUGUAGACUUGCCCGGUAUUCAUGGCAAAGCUCAAUCAGACGAGGAUCUGCCUGAUCCGCCACCACCGCCAAAACCGUAUAUCCAUUACUACCCCUGCGAUCAGAAACGGACGCUUUACAUGCUGAACGAGACCGUCGCCGCCAAAGGCAUCACCAAUCACUCUGACUACUGCUCGAAGCCGUUCUACGCGCAAAAAGUAACACACUCGAAUCUCCUGCUGGUUGUGGUAGACAACAUGUAUCAUCCGACGUGCAUUGAAAGAUUGGACGUAACCCCUGUCAACAUUUUACCCUUCGAGUACGCAAAUAGCACGGCCGAGAAACCCUGUCAUAAAAUUCCGCUGAACGCUUUGAAGAGGCGUAUGCUGAAAAGUUGUUUUACGGAACAUCCCCUAGAACGUGAGAUCGACAAUUGUGCAGGAGCCUCUGAACUGACAUUGUCCCUGUCCUUGUUGUGCAUUACCGUCAUUAGGAUUCUGUAUGUCUUUGCAUGAUGAUAAAAUAUUAUCUUAUAUAUUUAUAUCCCAGGUAGAACAUAAAACUCAUAACGACGUCAUAAUGGCGUCAUCAUGAUUUUAUUCAUCACUUAUUAAAAGUUAUCUGGACAAAUAUCAUAAAAAAAUAAUUCAAAGAUGAUAAAAAGAAUCACAAAUUUAUAGCUCCCUAAUAUAAGAAUCGCUAUAAUUUAAAAAAAAUUAUGUUACUUGAAUAUUGUUAGAAUAUGUGUG
Messenger RNA from Nylanderia fulva, 4081 nucleotides. RefSeq names its product Ca[2+] channel Muscle-specific alpha2/delta subunit (gene Ca-Ma2d). Gene Ontology annotation, molecular function: voltage-gated calcium channel activity. NCBI's taxonomy places the organism in Eukaryota, Metazoa, Arthropoda, Insecta, Hymenoptera, Formicidae. The record is from RefSeq and is a predicted model, not a curated record. Gene Ontology annotation, cellular component: voltage-gated calcium channel complex.